Calliphora vicina (urban bluebottle blowfly) is the source of this 1766-nucleotide messenger RNA. It is a transcript of the gene TTLL15, whose product is annotated as tubulin tyrosine ligase-like 15. The record is from RefSeq and is a predicted model, not a curated record. The transcript has 4 exons. Bases 96 to 1643 code for a protein of 515 amino acids. Gene Ontology annotation, biological process: protein modification process. Lineage: Eukaryota; Metazoa; Arthropoda; Insecta; Diptera; Calliphoridae.
UGGAGAAAGUUUUUUUGUUAAGUUUUUUGUUUUUAUUUUUUUAGUUUAAAGUUAAAUUUAAAAAGCGUUUUUAUUUAUUUUAUAAUAAUUAUUAAAUGGAUGCCGAAAAUAAUCAAGAAAAUGCAAAUACAAAAUUGAAAACAAAAAACAUUAGAGAUGCUAAUCACGCAAUACCUGUACGUUCGGUGUUAGUCUUUCUGUUGGCCACAUUAGCAACCGCCAUUUUAGUGGAUUUGUUACCCACCAAAUGUAGUUAUUGGAAUUGGCAGAGACAACAGCAGGAUGUGAACAAGGAUGUAGCUGCAACAAAACCCACUUAUGCUAUUUAUGGUAGAAGCAAAACAGAGGAGCACUUAAUACAUGUCAUAAAUGUAUUGGACAGAUUGGGCUACAAACGUGUCAAUAUGGAGGAUAAUUGGGACUUGUUGUGGGCUCAUGAUUAUCCCUUCAUAAAAAUGCCUCAACGUAUGAAAUCUUUAGACAAGUAUCAAAUGGUCAAUCACUUUCCAGGUUGUGGUUUUAUUACCAACAAAGUUGACCUAUCCACAACUCCUCUGCCCUUUCUACCGCGAGCCUUUCGUUUGCCUUCCCAACGUGAAGAGUUUCUGGAAUAUGUUGAGCAUAAUCCAACUGCUUUGUUUGUAGAGAAACACAAUGAACAUCGUCAUAUAGCUAUACGAGCACCCGAAGAGAUAAAUUUAAACUCAAAUGAUUCUUUUGUGCAGGAGUUUUUGCAAAAUCCUUUCCUGGUAGAUGGCUAUAAGUUUGAUAUUGGUGUAUAUGUAGUGAUAACAUCAAUUGAUCCAUUACGUCUUUAUAUCUACACGGGCGAUGUGUUGUUCCGUUAUUGUCCAGUCAAAUAUCAUCCAUUUAAUGCCUCUAAUGUUGAUAAGUAUGUGGUGGGUGAUGAUUAUCUGCCCACUUGGCAAGUACCUUCCUUGGUUAAAUACUAUAAAAGAUUGGGAGGCAGUAUGCGUGGCGCCUUCGAUGCUUAUGUCAGAGAUCAGAAACAAAAUCCUUUGGGAAUUUGGCUACAAGUAGAGGAUAUAAUACGUCGCACUGUUUUGGCCAAAGAACAGGAUAUUAAAGGAAUCCUAAGAGCAUAUAAAACGAAAAAUUUCUUUGAUUUAAUGCGUUUUGAUUUAAUCAUUGAUGAAAAUCUAAAAGUUCAUUUAAUGGAGGCCAAUAUGUCACCAAAUCUUUCUUCGGCUCAUUUUAAACCCAACUCAUUGUUGUAUGAACAGAUUUUAUACAGUGUAAUGAAUUUAAUGGGCAUCGGUUCACCAUUGCACAACAAAACUCAACAUGACAGAACCGAAGAGGUAAAAGAAAUGCUAACAUCCGAAAGAAAUUUAGCAACAAAUAUAAACGAUUGCGCUGAACAUGGCUGUGAUAAAUCCUGCAAUCGUCAGGAAUGUGAUUUGUGUUUACCUUGUCUCAGUGGUAGUGAAUAUGAUAUAUUGGAAAAGGCCCAUCACGAACAUUUGCAUAGAAUCAGCAUGAAACGUAUAUUUCCCAAACCAAUUUUACAACCAGAGAACUUUGAUAUUGCAACAGAAGUACAAAAUAUGACAAAACGUAAUGCUUGGAUGACUCGCUGGUUUUAUUAUAAAUGUCUAUAUGACUCUAGCUGGUGUAUUUAGUUAAGUAAAAGAUUUAAAACACCAAUUUUUAACAACAAAAAUCUCAAGAGCAGAUAAUAUAAUUGUAUAUUUAAUAAUAUAGUGAACAAAUAAUAAAUCUAUUUAGUUGUAAAAAAAAUCAAA